Drosophila ficusphila is the source of this 543-nucleotide messenger RNA. RefSeq lists its product as uncharacterized. NCBI's taxonomy places the organism in Eukaryota, Metazoa, Arthropoda, Insecta, Diptera, Drosophilidae. The record is from RefSeq and is a predicted model, not a curated record. The transcript has 3 exons. Bases 1 to 543 code for a protein of 180 amino acids.
AUGAACUCCACUGCACUUGUCGGAAGUGACCCCUCCUAUAUCUACAAAUUAAAAAACAUCGAGUGCUCGACAGUUCCUGGGUUCUCGGCAAAUGCUUCUUGCCGUGUAAAAGCCAUUAACUGGAACAAGGCAGUGGCCCAAAUGGACGUGGAUCUGGCGAGGACUUUGUAUAAUAUCUCUAUUCGACUGCAAUUCCAUAAAAGAGACUAUAGUAACCAGUUUCAGCCGUUCCUCGUGGAUGUGAUGAUUAAUUUCUGUGAGGUACUCUCCAAACGAAGCUUUAUACCUUAUGGUAUAAUUGUUCUUCAAGUUACCAAACGAUUCUCAAAUUUUAAUCAUACCUGCCCCUACUCUGGACAUCUAAUGGCCCGCGACGCAUAUUUCGAUGAAUCAUACUUUCCGAACGCCUUUCCUUUGGGCAUUUAUAAAAUCAACAUUACCAUAUUGGAAGGUUACGCAAAGUCCCCAUCUGCGCAUGUUGGGGGUAUCGUUUGGUAUCUCCAGGUUAUGCCCGCUUAUAAGAUUAAAAAGAAACAAAAUUAA